AAUCAGUGCAGUGCUGCUCCCACCGUGAUCAAUCUCUCUCUCCAAUUUGUUGGAGUCCAGUCGAUCGUAGAAUGAAACUUCGGCCUAGGCAGAGGCAAACUUUUUCCGGCUUCACCAAAGCAGAGAAAACUUGGACAGUUAUAUGAGAAACUUAUCUUAUGCCGUCAAUGGAGCAGGUUCAGAAAAUGGAGCAUUUACUUCACGACUCAAGCAAACAGUCCCUGGAUAUGGAUUACUGUAAGAAAUUGGCAAAGCUUUUCAAUCGUUCAAGUAAUCGAGCAGGGAAACCUAUUCUGAAGUGGACUGAGAUCCAGAAUUGGUUUCAGACGAGGCGAGAAAACCACCUUUAUGAAGAGACUUCAUUGAAUGGAGCCAAGGAAUCACAUGCCAUCCCAGAUCUGAAGGGCCAAGAUUUAUCCAAUUUGGAGUUUGAAGUGAGGUCGUCAACAGAUGGGGCAUGGUAUGAUGUUGAUACGUUUCUCUCCCACAGAUUUCUUGAUUCUGGGGAAAUUGAAGUCCAGGUACGAUAUAUUGGGUUUGGACCAGAGCAUGACGAAUGGGUGAAUGUGAAAAAUGAUGUAAGGCAACGUUCAGUUGCUUUGGACCUUUCAGAAUGCCACAAAGUGAAGGUUGGGGAUCAAGUAGUGUGCUUUCAGGAGAGGCAAGAUCAAGCAAGAUACUACGAUGCUCAUGUCGUUGACAUUCAAAGGAGGCUGCACGACAUAAGAGGUUGCAGAUGUCUUUUCUUGAUCAGAUACGACCAUGACAGUACACAGGAGAGUGUGCGCUUGAGGAGGCUGUGUUGUCGGCCUAAUGUGCCAGUGCUGUCGGGGAAUAGUUAGCUCGAGCAAUAUACAGUCUUGAUCCACGUCCUACUGAGGAGCUGAACGCCUUCGCCUUGUAGGUUUACGUUUCCUUUUUUGAGUUUUGAUAAAUGGUAAUCUUUUGAACAGCUAAAGAACUCGUCUCUUUUGAAGCUUAAUGCUAGUGGAUGUUCAAAUGAAGAUGGUAGUAUUACUCUUUAUCUACUGGAAUGAUUAUAUGUUUAUGGGGAAACAUCUUGAACAAUACUUUCCCAUGUAUAUUGGCAAUAUAAAUUUUUGAUUA
Molecule: messenger RNA, 1107 nt
Organism: Salvia hispanica
Lineage: Eukaryota; Viridiplantae; Streptophyta; Magnoliopsida; Lamiales; Lamiaceae
Source: RefSeq, a predicted model, not a curated record